AUGAACAGAUCCUCCACCAAGUACCAAAUGACCGUCAUCAAAGAUGCCUUCAUUGAGGGCGGCCGUGAGAAGGAGCUCGAGGAGCAGUUGCUGGAUGCCUCUGUGGUCGUUGACCUCGCCGGUGCCCGUUUCGGCUUCGACAUCCUGCGGCCUGGCCUGGGUUUGGAUAACACGGAGCCAGAGCGAUGUGACUUGCAGGGCACUCAGGCCCUCGUCGACGCGGCGGUCAAAAAAGGCGUCAAAAAGUUCAUUUAUGUGUCUGCCAUAAUGGCCAACGGAAAGAACCUCGGAGAGGAAGUCACAGAAAGCGACGUCUACAAGAACUGGAACAAUUUCGGAAGCGUGCUUGAGAAGAAGCUGGCAGCGGAGGAGUACAUCAAGAAGUCCGGCCUUGACUACACCAUCAUUCGUCCAGUGCCAAUGUCCAACGACUUCCCCAGAGAUGUCGGCGGAAUUUACUUCGCAAAGCCGGACUCGCUGCGCCUCCGUGAUUCCGAUGUGGGCAAGAAGAUCAGCCGUGACGAUGUGGGGCUGGCCGUGCUGGACGCCAUCUUCAACCCCAAAGCCUCGAGAGGUACCUUCGAGUUGGUUGGAGUUGCCGGUGCUCCGCCUACCCCGCGAGAUCAGUGGUGGGACGUGAAGGAUGGGCAGAAAGCGUAG
Symbiodinium sp. CCMP2456 is the source of this 660-nucleotide messenger RNA. Lineage: Eukaryota; Dinophyceae; Suessiales; Symbiodiniaceae. The record is from the annotation of a GenBank genome assembly.